AUGCCGAAUCAGCGGCUGCUGUGCGACAUCAGCCGCUCGGGGCAGCUGUUGGAGCUGGGCGUCGACCCCCUGGCGCGGCCGGACCUCAAGAGUUUGGGCGUGCAGACCGAGACCUCCUCCUGGACGGCCUGGUCGGAGCAGCUCCCCCACGCCGGCGCCGGCCUCGACGCCGAGAGCCUCGAAGGCGACGGGCUCCGGCGCCAGGCGGCGGCGGGGCAGGUGCUGCGCCUGGCCACGGGAUUGCUCGGGCUGGAGCUGCAUGAGAAGCCCAACUGCUGGGCGGAGGUGUGGCUGAACUUCCAGGGCUCGAAGCUCCUGCCGCAGCUGGGCUUAGAGGCCGAGAAUGCGCAGCGAGAGAUCAAGAGGACCCAGGUGGAAUGGCAGCAGAAGGUCCUCUCCCACUUGAAGGCGAGUAAGGUCUCGUCCCGGGUGGAACAGCCGGAGGGCUUCGAAGAGCACUUGGAGCUGGCAGACUUUGCGCUGAAACGCAUCACCCACGCAGUGAACAUCCUGCAGAACCCACGCCAGGAACGGGCCCUGAUCCUGGAGCAAUACACGGAGGGCAGGGUCGAGGAGGUGUGCCAAGAUCUGUCCCAAUGGCUGGAGCGGCUGGCGCUGGCGGUUUCCGUGUACCACGUGCACUUGUUGGACCUUGAGAGCGAUAACCGGCGUUGCGGCAGCAAGGUCACCCAGCUGGAGUCCAAGUUGAAGGAGACGCAGCUGGAGCGCGACGACGCGAGGCGCCGCUUCCUCGAGAUGGAAGCCAAGUGGAGCGAGGAGAAGAUGAAGCGCCGCGCCGAAGCACUGUUCGGAGUGAAGACGACGGAUGAAAACCCAAAGAUCUACAGCCAGUCGGAGGUGGACGACUUUUAUGACCAGUGGAAGAAGGAGCAGGUGGAUCCGCUGCUGGAAGAGAUCAAAAGCUUACGGAAGGCCCAGCGAGACCUCAUGGCCAAGAUGCAGGCCAUGAAGCAGAACCAAAGCACCUCGCGGGUUGUGGAAGAUCUCAACCUCCUUGGCCAGAAAGAGGUCACUUUGCUGCAGUCCGCUUUGGCCGCCGCAUCCCAGCGCAGCUACGGGGACUUGGGCCGCUUGUUGACGCGUCUCGGGGACACUUUGGCCACUGGCAGCUUUCACGAGCUCCCGGAGAUCGUGCGGGCCAUCCAGGCGCUUCCGUUGACGGAGCCCCUGGAAAUGGCGGAGACGGGGUCGCAGGUGGAGGACAACACCCGGGUGGGGAAGGAGGAACUGGAGCAGCUUCAGCUCGGGCUGAAAGCAGCGGGCCCGCAUGUCCCGCCGGAGCUGGGCACUCUGUUGCAGCAGCUGGGGCAGAACAUGGCAGAAGGCGCCGAGAUGAAGAAGGUGGUUGCCAGCAUCCAGCGCCUCCCCGUGGCGCCACGUGAGGUGUUGGCAGCGCCUGCCCGCCCGGAGGUGCGCUCCUUCGGGACCAACACCACGCAGGCGGUGGUGCUGCCCAGCAAACCGGCGCAAGAGAAGGAGGCUGUCCCCGAGCAUGUGGACAGUCGCGACUUCGAGGGGGAGCUCCGAAGACUUCGGGAGCAGCUGGAGGCCCAGAUCUUGGCGGCGCAGAAGGAGGCGGAGAAGCAGCGGCUCCGGGCGGAGGAGGCGCUGAAACGCCUCGAGGAGGAGAUGAAAAAGGCGGAACAGCUGAUCGCGGAGCUGCGGCGGAAGCUCAAGGAGCUGGAAGCACUGCUGCAGAAAGCCGGGCUCGGCAAGCAGGUGGCGGAGCUCUUCGCCCAGGCGGGGCUCGCGGAUUUCCUGAAAGGCCGGGACGUCUUCGAGCGCCUCUACCGAGACGCGCUGCGGCGCAUGCGGAGCCAGGCGGAGGUGCAGGCGAGGCUCACGGAGGAGUCCUCGCAGCUCUUCCUGCGGACCCUGCAGGACCUUUCCUCGCACCCGCUGGUGGCGGUGGAUGCUGCCAUGGAGCUGCACGCCGGCCAGCUCCCGCUGCAAGUGCUGCGGUUUUUGCCCCCCGAGAUGGAGGGCGACAGCGCGCAGCUGGUGCCGAGUCAGCCGGAGAAGGGACGUCCUGUGCGGUUCAAGACCACCAGCGCUUUGGUGGAUGAGCCGUUACACCUGGAGGUGAAGCAACUGACCCGCGCUGCCACGACGGAAGUCCGGAUUACGCGAUGCGAGCCUUCACGCUCGCCAUCACCCCCAACAACUCUCGGCGGAAACGGCGGUCGUUCUAUGCCGCGCGGGACGAGCCCCGAGACCAUGCAGAAGACUCGGAGCCUGCCUGGGAGGGCUCCCGAGAUCCUGCGGCAAGCUUCUAAAGGAGGUGCGUCGGAGCGCUCCGACAGCGGCUCCCCGAGCCGUGCCUCCCUCGCGCGGCCGCUGGCAGCGGCGCAUUGGCCGCUGGGGGCCAAGGAGGAGGAGGAGGACAGCGGCGGUCCGAUGGCGGUGGAGGGCCAUAGCAACUUCCUUCGUGCGGGAAGUGAGGAAAGCUCGCCCAGUCGAUCCUCCCCCUCCCCAGCGAGAGAAGCGCACCACGAAGCUCACACUGCGCACACCGCUUAUGGUGCUCAUCCGGCCCAGCCGGCCAAGCCGGCCCAGCGGCCCAGUGCUGCAAGAUACUUGGACGACCUGCCGCUGCUGGCAGUGAGUGCCAUAGGUCCUCGACCAGCGGGGCCCAGCCAACUGCUUCCCAAGAAGGAGAAACGUGGAGGGCAGAAGCGCUCCUCGGACGUCCUGCGCUCCGCCGGCUCCUUGGCCAUGCCGGGCUCCCUCGGCUCGGUGCUGCGGUGA
Molecule: messenger RNA, 2769 nt
Organism: Effrenium voratum
Lineage: Eukaryota; Dinophyceae; Suessiales; Symbiodiniaceae
Source: the annotation of a GenBank genome assembly